This is a messenger RNA of Varanus komodoensis (Komodo dragon), 1981 nucleotides long. RefSeq names its product calmodulin 3 (gene CALM3). The transcript is spliced from 6 exons. The record is from RefSeq and is a predicted model, not a curated record. Gene Ontology annotation, molecular function: calcium ion binding. NCBI's taxonomy places the organism in Eukaryota, Metazoa, Chordata, Lepidosauria, Squamata, Varanidae. Bases 102 to 551 code for a protein of 149 amino acids.
AGGCGGCGCUCGGCGGGUUGCGGCCAGUGCUGAUCCCACCUCCCCUCUGGACGCUGCUGCUGCUUCUGCGGUCUCGACGCUCCCGCUGACCGGGCCCGGCCAUGGCUGACCAGCUUACUGAAGAACAGAUCGCAGAAUUCAAGGAGGCCUUUUCCCUCUUUGACAAGGAUGGGGACGGCACCAUCACCACAAAAGAGCUCGGCACCGUGAUGCGCUCCCUUGGGCAGAAUCCCACCGAGGCGGAACUGCAGGACAUGAUCAACGAGGUGGAUGCGGAUGGCAAUGGCACGAUCGACUUCCCUGAGUUCCUGACCAUGAUGGCGAGAAAGAUGAAGGACACGGACAGUGAGGAGGAGAUCCGGGAGGCCUUCAGGGUGUUUGAUAAGGACGGGAACGGCUACAUCAGUGCGGCGGAGUUGCGCCACGUGAUGACGAACCUAGGGGAGAAGCUCACCGACGAGGAAGUGGACGAAAUGAUACGGGAGGCGGACAUUGAUGGGGACGGGCAGGUCAACUAUGAAGAGUUUGUUCAGAUGAUGACUGCGAAGUGAGCCCUGCGGAGUGGGUGGCUGGCAAGGCCCAUUCUCCUUCGAUACUUUUCUCCAACACACUCUCUCUACUUAAGUAACCUGGUUCUCUACGCAAACAAUCGGCUGUGGAAUAAAUCUGACCAAGCAAUUAAAAAGAAUCCUUCCCAAGCUGCAUGAUUGCACUCCUCUCUCCCUCCUCUUCUUGCUCUUUUCCCCCUCCCUCCCUCCCUCCUUCCUUCCCCCCUCCCUCCCUCCCUCCUUCCUUCCUUCCUGGCGCAUCCCUUGAAAUCCCCGAGAGUUCCCCGGCCUUGCGGAUGUCUUUGUUUCCAUCGGGUAUUCUGUUCUGCAGUCAGGGCUGGCCCUUCUCCCAGGGCGCAGAUUCUUUCUCUUUCUUCCGAGAAUCCACAUGAUGGGUGGAGAGAGCGCAAACCCUUCUUCAUCGUGUUGCAUGUGUCUGGCACUGUGGUCGUGCGCAUUGACAUGGCGGUCGCCACCGAAGGUCUUGCCCCGAGGAACAUCGGGGGCACAAGGAAGAAAUUGGUUUUUUUCUUAGUUUUCUUUGGAGGGCGGGAGGGGAAGCCAUCCCUCCACCUGGGUGCCUGUGGCUGAAGGUGGGUUCCAGAGAGCUCCAUCAGCGUGAUCUGGGGAAGAGGCUGAUCGAGGGGAGGGGAGGGGAGGGGGGCGUCCGACACUGUCCGAUUGGCUCUUUGACAAACAAAAGCAAACUCCACCGCCCACACCUCCGACCUCUGUCUUGUCCCGAACCCUGUAUAAAUUGUAAAUGCCCCGACAGUUUCCUACGCGUGUCCAGACACUAGAGCUGCUCUGUAAAUAUCUGAUGCUGCCCCCCCUUGGGGUGGGCCCCAUGAGUGGCGACGGCGGAUGCUUUUGACUGGCAGCUGGAGGGGGGGAGGCGUUGGAACGGAACCGCAAUAAAACGGUGGAGCCGCUGCCGAGCGAGGGGCCGACUGCGCCGGAGCGCCCUCUCCUCUCUGCCCGCCUUCCGUGUGCAAUGCUUUUUUGUAGUGGCUCGACUUAACGCUUGUGCCGCACCUUGGCUUUGAUGUCCGUGCUCUUUGACGCUGCUUCCUUACUCGGCCUGUCCCCCACUUUCCUUGCGGCAAACAGCAUGAGCCGCGAACUUGCUUCUCUUUUUCACUUUUAUUUUUUAAUCAAUAAAGUUUUGGAUGGAAAAUCGCAACAAACAGAAUUUCCCUAAAACCGGGUGAAAGAAGAGUGCUUUGUGUAGUCCGUGGCGGAUUUGGCCGCGCCUCCUUGGAUUCCUGACUUCGGUGCCUCUGUGGCAGCAGACGUGGCCCGAGCGCUUGGGAAAGGGGGUGUGGGGGAGUUUGGAGUAAGACUGUCUUUGAAAGCAGGUGGUGUUGUGUUCAGUUCAAGCUGUGAAAAUAAAAUAUCAAUGUUUUCCAAUAAAAUGCAGUGACUACCUGAAA